Messenger RNA from Peniophora sp. CBMAI 1063, 441 nucleotides. The record is from the annotation of a GenBank genome assembly. NCBI's taxonomy places the organism in Eukaryota, Fungi, Basidiomycota, Agaricomycetes, Russulales, Peniophoraceae.
AUGAGGCUACGCCAUUACCUCAAAAUCCGGAACGCCGACGACAGGGCGGCGAUGGCGAAGCUCAUGAUCAGCAGCCAUGCCCUGGCCAUCGAGCGCUUUCGCCACGGCUCCGGAGUGAGGAAUGGCACGAAGCGCCUCGUGGUGCCGCGCGAGGAGAGGCUCUGCCGCCUUCAAGCGCUGAAGCAGCUGCGCGCAAACUUCUACGCCAGCCUCCAUGAGACGCGGCCAGACUUCGUCAGGCCAAACACGGAGGAGCAGGGGCUAGUUGCGCUUCGGCAGCUCAUCUGCGCGCAUGACGUAUGCGCACUAUUCGCGUCGUUCGUAAAGAAGGCGUUAGACGCCUUCGGGGAAGUCGAGCUGGUAUGGCCGCUCCGUUAUACAGUUAAAGUAGACGAAGAGAACGUGUCGGACGAGGACGAGGUGGACGAGAGUAUUGUCUAA